This is a messenger RNA of Lactuca sativa (garden lettuce), 314 nucleotides long. The record is from RefSeq and is a predicted model, not a curated record. Lineage: Eukaryota; Viridiplantae; Streptophyta; Magnoliopsida; Asterales; Asteraceae.
AUGGGAAGUGAUGAUGCAAACAGAAGGUCACAAAGCAAAGGGCUUGGCAAGUUUCUUAAGGAGCAAAGAGGAAGGCUAUACAUAAUCAAGAGAUGUGUGGUUAUGCUACUUUGCUGGCACGACUAAACAUCCAUAUAUAUAAUUUUUUUUAGUUAGCUAUUUGAAGGGAGCACGAGAUACAAUUAUAACUUGAGACGAAGAAGCAAACGAGUGGAAUUUGUUUCGAUCAAAAUGUAGAUAGUGUACUUAGGCAAUUAGUUGAUGUAGGACUGCUGACCAUGUUGUAUUUUACAACUUGUGUCGCGUUUUGAUGG